Centropristis striata (black sea bass) is the source of this 1803-nucleotide messenger RNA. RefSeq names its product calcyclin binding protein (gene cacybp). NCBI's taxonomy places the organism in Eukaryota, Metazoa, Chordata, Actinopteri, Perciformes, Serranidae. Gene Ontology annotation, cellular component: nucleus. Gene Ontology annotation, biological process: heart development. The record is from RefSeq and is a predicted model, not a curated record. The transcript has 6 exons. Gene Ontology annotation, molecular function: S100 protein binding; tubulin binding; ubiquitin protein ligase binding. Bases 99 to 782 code for a protein of 227 amino acids.
GUCAAUAGUCAAAGAGAAAAGGGAGAAAGUGCUGCGGACUCACCGGGAAGAGGACACAAACACAUUUCUGAGCCUAGCUAACAUAACUGAAAGCCUAAAUGGAUCUGACCGAACAGAUCAACCAGCUGGAGGCCGAUUUGCUGGAGCUGGGGUCACUCCUGGAAAAGGCAGAGAGGAAAAGAGUGCAGGAGCUGCUACAGCAGGAGCAGAAGAAGGUGGAGAAGGAGCUUGCAGUCAAACGUCAACAGAAAGAGAAACAAGCCAGGAGAGAUGCAGACCCAUCUGCUGCCUCUAAAGCAGCAUACACAGUCAAGAUUAACAACUAUGCAUGGGACCAGUCAGAGAAAUUUGUCAAAAUUUACCUGACCCUGAAGGAUGUGCACAAAAUUCCACCAGAAAAUGUGGAAGUCAGCUUUACAGAAAAAUCAUUUUCUGUGCUGGUAAAGGAUCUCGAUGGGAAAAACCAUCAGAUGACAAUUCUCAACCUGUUGUAUCCAAUCGAUGAAAAGGAAAGCUAUAAAAAGAUAAAAACAGACAUGAUCCUGCUCAUGUGCAAGAAGCAGACGACAAAGAAGUGGGAGUGCCUAACAGCGUUGGAAAAGCAGUCUAAAGACAAAGACAAGCCCACGGUUGAUGAGAAUGCUGACCCCAGCGAUGGCCUAAUGAACAUGCUGAAGAAGAUUUACUCGGAGGGAGAUGACGAGAUGAAGAGAACCAUCAACAAAGCCUGGUCAGAGUCCCAGGAGAAGAAAAUUCGAGGAGAAGAGAUGAUGGACUUCUGAACUGGACUUGCUGCGUGUCCACAGCAGGACCAAGGGAGACCUGCCAGGGAUGUACCUGACAAGACUUGAAGACUAAAUGUUAUGGGUUGAAGUCCAAUAUAUAAAUCAUAUUACUACAAAAUCUAGAAAUUCAGUGUCCACUCAUAAAUAACGUAUUUGGGAUUAAUGUUUAAACCCUGGAUGGCCUCAUUUUGACCCUGCUUUAAAUAUCAGACUACCAAUGCCCUGAUUGUCAUGGGACACAAUAGAGGGACCUUCAAUAAAUUGCAUGGAAAAUGCCUGUACAAAUAUCAUGGCAAUGUCCAGCAGAUGGCGACCUUAACUGCAAAAUACCACUGCAUUUCACCAGUUUGAUAAGUAAUGGAUUAAAGGACCACAAUGCAGUUGUUUGUCUUGAGAUUAAUAUCUAUUAGUAAUUCCUAGUUUAAAUUGGACCAAGGUCAAUUCAGUAUGUGAGAAAUCUUCUAUAAAGUCAUAUCUUAAUAUUGUUCCUGUGCAGCAAAACUGAGCUGAUAUUUAAGAUGUUUGCAAGUGUACAUUUGCCAAAGUCAUACUCAUCUUCCUAUAACGAAGACAACCAGAGGGCUUUUCUGACUUCUGUUAACGUCUUCAUACCAGCCUUUUAUUUUCCACUACAUAAAAAGCUCAAAUGACAGCUGCAAAGACAGGACAGCUCUUGCAUCAGUCCAGUGUAAUAAUUAACAAUACUGCCUAAGUCUUUGUUUGACAUUUAAUGCAUUGUACCCAUUUCUGUUGCAUAGUGUAAUGCUCAAACACAUUAUUUCCAAUUCCUUAAUGUGCAUUUCCAUAGUGUUGGACAGUUUUCCACUAUGAUUCCUAUACCCUAUACCCUAUAUAUAGGGUAGCACUGUAUAUGUUGCCUUUUUCCCUCCAGCAUUUGUGAAUAUCUAAAAUGUAUGUUUUUAUAAUUUUACUUUGGCUUUUGUUACAGUCUUACAUGUAUUGUUGCCUGUCCUCAGGUUGUUCAUGACAUUCUCCAAAAUACAGAUCUUGAACUGAG